Messenger RNA from Rhipicephalus sanguineus (brown dog tick), 1601 nucleotides. RefSeq names its product mitochondrial genome maintenance exonuclease 1. The coding region runs from base 42 to 1343 and encodes 433 amino acids. Gene Ontology annotation, cellular component: mitochondrion. The transcript has 4 exons. Gene Ontology annotation, biological process: mitochondrial DNA replication. Lineage: Eukaryota; Metazoa; Arthropoda; Arachnida; Ixodida; Ixodidae. Gene Ontology annotation, molecular function: single-stranded DNA exodeoxyribonuclease activity. The record is from RefSeq and is a predicted model, not a curated record.
UUUCAAUCCGAUUCGAUCUAAAUCCUCAGACAUGUCAGAUCAUGAUGGCGGCGGCCAUGGCCGCGAACUUUGUCGUCUGCAAGUCGUCCUUCGCGCGCAAUUCAGCACUCCUACGCGACGCCGCCUGCAAAUGCAUGAAAUCCACGAAAGCGUCGAAGAGCCAAAUCGUCGCCGCUUCGGAGGGCGGCGACACCAGCAGCGCGCGGACGCCCAAAAAGUCCGCGAGCGCCGCGAAAGCGGUCAAGAAGUUCAACUUCGAAAACCUCUCCCUGUACGGACCCGUUCUGAGGUCUUCGAAAGGUACCAAGCUCGACAAGGGGCUACGUCUCAGUUACCUCGACGAGCGGGCUCCUCGGCGUUUGAAGGUCUCCAGGUUGGCGUGCGAAGAGCCCGAGACAGCGAGGGUCGUCAGGGCGGGCGAGCGCCUUUACAGGAAUCAGUUGGAGGCUGAACUCCUGGACGCCUUGACGGCGACCCACGACGAAGCGGCGCGGCUGGCGGCUACGAGCGAAGACGCCGAACAGAAGGUCGACGUCAGAAUCCCGACGAAGAGCUUCGACCUCGAGGCGACGCUCAACUUUCCCCUGCUCAACUUCCUGCGAGACGGUGUGCCCGAGGACGACACCGACGUCGGCGGAGAAGACGUCGUGGCGGCGACGUCUUCGCCUUCGCCGCCUCAAGACGACGCUCAGGGCCUUCGCAAAACGCCGAAGUAUCCCAGCGUGACGACCAUACUGAAGGACACGAUCGACGAGCAGUCCAAGUUGCGACUCGAGUUGUGGAAGCAGAACAUGGUGGCCGAAAUGGGCGAGGAAGGGUUCAAGAAGUACCAGGAAUCAAUCCUCAGUCAGGGGAAGUCACUGCAUGUCAACAUCCACGAUCUCCUCAACGGGAAGCCAAAGGAGGACAUCGUGGUGAGGCCCGAAAACGAGGGCCACUGGCGAAGCCUCGAAUCCUUCUGGCCCGAAGUCAGCGAGGUGGCUCACCUGGAAAGUGCCGUGUGCCAUCCACACUUGCAGUAUCGUGGAAUCAUCGACUGCGUAGCUGUGUGCCGGGGCGAGAUGGUGCUGAUAGACUGGAAGACGUCCAAGAAGCCAAAGCCGCGGCUGUCAGACACCUACGACAAUCCGCUGCAAGUGGCAGCAUACAUUGGUGCACUCAAUUACGAUGACAAGUACAAUAUUCAGGUUCGAGACGCGAUGAUCGUGAUCGCCUACGAGGACGGCAGUCCAUGCCAGGUCCAUCACCUGGGACCCACCCUUUGUCAGAGGCACUGGCAAAGAUGGCUACAGAGGCUACGCGCCUACUGGAACCUGCUGCACCAGAGCACAGCGAUGUUGUAAUUGCCGAAUCAAGAACUUGCUUUCCUGCUUGUGCUAUUAUGUCGUGGACUGACCACAGAAGAACAAUUCAUCCAUGCUUUAGUUUGGUCUUUUCUUUUUUUUUUUUUUGCCUUGGAACUAUGUCAGAUGACCACUACCACUGGACUUCAAUGCGGUCGUCUUUGUGUUAAGAAGCGCCAUUUGGACGUUCACCAACAGUUGACUUUACUAUGCAACGAACAAUGACCUUAAUAAAAGUAUGAUCGCGUACUGCGCUUA